Molecule: messenger RNA, 2616 nt
Organism: Anopheles coustani
Lineage: Eukaryota; Metazoa; Arthropoda; Insecta; Diptera; Culicidae
Exons: 5
Coding region: 78-908 (276 amino acids)
Cellular component (GO): membrane
Source: RefSeq, a predicted model, not a curated record
CGCCGACGAGAGCCAAGUGCAGUGAAAAGUGCAGUCCGAACCGCGGGCAGAGGAAAGCAGCGCAAACGGCAGCGAAAAUGUUUUCCCGCAGGGAGCUGCUCUAUCUGAAGGCGAUCCUUUUCGCAACCUUGCUGCAUCUGGCCAACGCACUCCAGCUGGAAGGACUCUCGACAAAGAAACCCCGCAUCACGAAGUACACCAUGAAGCCCACGGCCAGCUCGGCCACGGCCGUUCCAUCGUCCCUGUCGCUGUACCGUCUGAAUGCGUCAAGUGGAGCGACGUGCAUUCUGAUUCAAACCGACGGGCUGCUUAGUAUCCAGUACCGGGAUAAGUACAAUGAGGAUAAGGAAGCGGACACAUUCAUGCCGGACCAGAUGGACAUCUCCGGCGAGUGCUGGGAGGACGAGUCGCGUAUUACGCUCGCCUGGAAGGGUUUCACCAUCAACAUUUACUUCUCGAAGACGCCGGGUGGCGAGCGCUGGUACGUGAACAGCGUCGACCUGGCGUACUCGUCCUCCAACAAGCUGUUCGAGCACAUCGACCGCCCCGGGCUGGACGUGAAGCUGUCCACUCCGCCCGGCACGCUGCUCUUCCCGACGCCGGUCGGUAAGUCGUACACCUGCGACAAGGAGCUGACCAUCACGAUGUUCGCGCAGGACGAGAACGACAAGUCGGGCCACCUGGCCAAGCUGUACCUGCGCGAGCUGCGGAUGCAGAGCUUCAUGUACAAGGCCGGCAACGCCUGGGGACCGACGUUCCAGUGUAGCGCCACCGGCACGUACCGCGACGAGACGGCACCGAUCGCCGUCGGUUCCACGCUGGCCGUCGCCACCGUCUGCACCGUCGUUGGCUACGGACUGUGGAGAUACUUCAAAGUCAAGAAGUUCCAGUACGGAACCAUGGCUUAAGGCGUGGAUGGUACACCGCCGUACAGCACAAGACAAUGGGAGCAGAGAUAGUUCUAUCGUGGCCAAACAGUAGAACAUCAGAUACCCAGCACAGCACUUCGUCUAUAGCGGGGGAAAAAAAUAUCCAACCGAAAGCAGCUAGACUAUGAAUUGGAUUGAGAAAACCUUCCAUCAUGGACAGCAACAGACAAGCACACGCAGAACACCGCCAAUCUCUUUAGCUUUCACUGUGCAACCCCUUAGGAACCACAGCAGGAAAGUUGAUAACAUAUGUGAAAAUGGGGGAAAACACUUUAAACACACAUUAAAACAACUAAAAAAUUGAAACACAUUGAAAGCAUCUUGAAACAAAAUCGCAAAACUUGGUAACACUAAAAAAAAUAGUAACAAUACGAUGCAAAAGGAAAUAUGAAAACCUAAAUACGAAAAAAAAACUCUAUCACUCUUAAUAGUUCUACCGUGCAAAUGAAAAUCCAAUGUAUUUACCAAUGUUUUAAGAUGUAAGCGUAAAAACAAGCGAAAAGUUGUAUCAAAAUACACAUAUAUAUAUACAUAUUAUUAAUAUACAUAUACAAAUCGGAACGUUUGGAGCGCAGAUCGGUUAGGAAAGGACAAGCACAGUGGAACUCGGAAUUGGAUCGAUAAGCAAAGGAGAGCAAGGGAAUGCAAGUGAACAAGCGAAAAAAAAAACACAAACGUCUAGCGCAGAAUAGCGUUAAAACAGUCUUCCAUUUUCAUUUUAAUGAUAUAAUCGUGUGAUUAAGAAAUUAAAGAAACAAAGUCAAGAAACACUAAACAAAACUAGAGAUGAAAAAAGAAAAUAAAGGGACACUAUAACUAACUAGAUAAGCUUACGGUGUUGAUGUAAUGAUAAGAUAGUGUUGAAACGGGGGGCGUGAAGUGAAGGAUGAAUGCCACGGAAGGGUCGAUAAUUAAUGACGAUAUAAAACAUUCGUUCGUCGACAGAUAAGGGAACUUUUUCCUCAUACAAAAACCAAAAAUAAUCUUUCCUUUCGCACAUUUUUACAAACAAAUUGCACUACACUCCGAGAGCAAUAGUAUUUUUGCAAUGAAAACGCACCGUGUCAUUCCCAACAAACUAAAAAGUAAUUCCCAGCAUUAUCAAUUUGCACCAAUUUGUACAUAUUAUCAUUCAAUAGAGCAGUGGAUCUUAACACAACUGACGAACUCGUCAUUAUUCUCUCCGUACGCGUCCCUUCACUUCCAACACGGGACGGGACAUAAAAAGUGCACUCGUAAAACUCGUUAGUCUUUUUGGCAAAAAAAAGUUAAGCCCAUGCUAAAACUAACGGUUCGAAAAAGCAUUAAACUAUGACAGACGAACGGGAAUAGACAUUCUUCUUAAAACCCAAAAAAAACCCACCCCGUAUAAAUUCGAACAUAUCUUGGUGUCCUCGGUGAUUCGAUUUUAGUUCGAUGGAAUAAAUAAAUUAACAACCAUAAAACGACGACCGAAACAUUUGCCGGGCCGAACGCCUUUCCCUGACUCGAACUAAGAACAGCAAAUACUUUACUCCUUCUCGCCGAGGGGUUAGGUGGGAUAUGUUUUCGGUUCCGGCCGCCUAUCGUAGGAGCAUAAGUAGAAUAACGCAAAUGCAAAGUAAACGAGACAACAAAAAAAACCAAAACCCAAACAAUGCCGGAUGAGAAUUGUCUGCAGUAAUUCAUACGUUUUCAAAUUCAACUA